GCUGUGCUCUGACACCCAGUCACGGCAUGGUGGGUGUAAGUGGAGGCUGAGAGAGGGAGGAGCCUUCGAGCAGGAGGCUGUGAUAUUCAGUCCGUCAGAGGGGAAGAAAAAAAACAACAACAAACAAACAGGACAAAAUAAAGCAGGGAGACAGAAAGGAUGAAGCUCAGGUUUUGUUCAGCUGCUGAACUGCAUUUCACGGAGGAGGCAAUGUAAUUUAUGAGCAACCCCCCACACAUGGACUCUUUGGCAAGGACUCUCUGAGACAGCUUCCUCCUCCUCCUCCUCCUGCUUUCUCUCUGCUACCCUAUCUCCUCCUCCUCCUCCUCCUCCUCCUCCACUGCUGCUGCUUCUCCUUCUGCUGUCUGAAUGAAUGGAUGAAUGAAGCAGGUAGUGUCUGAUGCUGUGGGCCGAGGUCUUCUAUGGCUGCCAGUACGGUCUCUUACUCGAAUCAGAGCUCCCCCACAUGCUCACCUGUGCUGCCAAAGCCCUCCCCCUCACCUGUGCCCCCGCUGAGCCCCAGGGCUGACAGGACAAUGGUGGAGAAAGGUGCAUCAGACCAGGCACCGGACCGCUCGCCCACCAACCCCGAACAGCAGCCAACCACGCGGCACCAGCGCACCUGCUCCCAACCCGUGCAGCCCACCAACAGCAACACACGCAGCGGAGGCAAGAACUCCAAGAAAAGCCAGAGCUGGUACAAUGUACUCAGUCCCACCUACAAGCAGCGCAACGAAGACUUCAGGAAGCUGUUCAAGCAGUUGCCUGACACUGAGCGCCUCAUCGUGGACUAUUCCUGUGCACUACAGCGGGACAUCCUCCUGCAGGGACGCCUCUACCUCUCAGAAAACUGGAUUUGUUUCUACAGCAAUAUAUUCAGAUGGGAAACACUGCUGGUGGUUCGACUGAAGGACAUCUGCUCCAUGACCAAGGAGAAGACAGCCCGUCUCAUUCCCAAUGCUAUCCAGCUGUGCACUGACAAUGAAAAGCACUUUUUCACUUCAUUUGGGGCGAGGGACCGGACGUACAUGAUGAUGUUCAGACUGUGGCAGAAUGCUCUUCUAGAAAAGCCGUUAUGUCCUAAAGAGCUGUGGCACUUUGUCCAUCAGUGUUAUGGUAAUGAACUCGGUCUAACCAGUGAUGAUGAGGACUAUGUCCCGCCUGACGAGGACUUUAACACCAUGGGCUGCUGUCCAUCUCCAUGGUGCAGGUAUUGCGAGGAGCUUCCUGUGGAGGAGAGCACGGAGAACAAUGACACCAGCAACAACCUCACCAAGAACACCGAGGCUAAGCCGGACAUCAGCCCUGUUCUGCCCCUCAGAACCUUCAGCAGUGCUCAACUAGAGCUGCCUAGAACUGACUCUCCAGUCCCGUGUGACGUGUCCCCUGUGGAGGACGUGUCCAGCCCUCUCCUCGACGCAGACCUCCUGAUCCUCCCCACACCUGAGGACCACAGCGACCAAACCCCUUCGCCAUCACUGGGCCUCGACGACAAUGAGGAGCUGCCAACUGAGCUUAGUGACUCAUCUGAGACCCACGACGAAGUUGAGGUGCAAGCUUUCCACCAGGACUUGGGUGGCAGGCAAUACAUCAACAGGGUGUACAAGCUGGGUGUCGACAAGAUGUAUGAAUUACUUUUCACCGAGUCGGAGUUCAUCAGGGACUUCCGGACACAGAGGGGUUUCUCAGAUCUUGUGUAUCACCCUUGGACAAAAGAGCAGGAUGGAAACAAGACCAGAGAUGUCAUGUACACUGUUGCGCUGAGUAAUCCUCUGGCUCCAAAGAUGGCCACCGUCACUGAGACACAGACUCUGUACAAGGCCAGUCAUGCAAACGGGUGCUACAUCAUCGAUGCUGAGGUGAUCGCCCACGACGUCCCCUACCAUGACUACUUCUACACUCUCAACCGCUACAUGCUCACCAGAGUGGCCAAGAAUAAGAGUCGUCUGAGGGUGUCAACAGAGGUUCAUUACAGGAAGCAGCCGUGGGGGAUCGUGAAGGGCUUCAUUGAAAGGAACUGCUGGAGUAGCCUUGAUGACUACUUCAGAAAUCUGGACCUGGAUCUGAAUAAGUUGGAUGUGAUGUUGAUGGAGCCCCACAUGCAGUCACCCAGGACCAAGGCUCUCAGGACGAGCACGAGCCGGAGGAGAAAACAGACACUGGUCAAUCACCUGAGGCCACCGGGAAAUCUGGACGCAGUCCUGAGUCCUGCAACCACUCCGGAGGAUGAGGAGGACAUCCGGCACAUCAAGCACGUGGCAGGUUCCACUCAGACGAGACACAUUCCUGAUUCCCCGGGGGGCCUCGCACUUUACAACUUCUCCAAACUGCUGCUUUUUGUCAGCCUCGUCCUGAUACUGCUGGUGGUUCUAAACGUCAUGCUGUUUUAUAAGCUGUGGAUGCUGGAGUACACCGCUCAGAGACUCACUGCAGAGCAGGGAUUCACCGCACAACAAAGCAAAACCCCUCAGUCCCAGAUGGAAUGGGUACAACUCCUGGACUCCCAGCAGCGUUACCAUGACAAUGAGCUCCAGAAAUGGAAACUGCUAAUCAAAUCAUCAUUGCUGCUGCUCGACGAGCUGAGAGAAUCCCUCCUCGAACUCCAUAAAAGCAUCGGCCUCAGAGACGACGACGACAACAACUCUGACGACGCUGCAGAAGAAGAAAACAACCAGUAUCACUGACGGAUAAUCUCGAGGUGUGUGGACAUGAUGUGCAAUAUUCAACCGAUACCUUCUCUGGUUGUGUGGAGAGUGUGGCAGUGGGGGAAAAAAAGACCAUGUCUGGAGUUAAAAAACACCACAAUUACAACCUGCAGAGAGACAAAUUCAUUGGUAGCCUCACUUCUAUAUCUACAUCUACCUGCUGCAGCUUUAUAUUCAUCCUUAUGGUUCUUCACAAAGUCUUUAUUUAUUUAUUUUGUAUUGUUUUUGUCACAAGCAGAGAAGGAUCAGACUGAACCAAAGCAACU
Messenger RNA from Solea solea (common sole), 2971 nucleotides. RefSeq names its product protein Aster-B-like. Gene Ontology annotation, biological process: intracellular sterol transport. Bases 423 to 2684 code for a protein of 753 amino acids. Gene Ontology annotation, molecular function: sterol transfer activity; sterol binding. Lineage: Eukaryota; Metazoa; Chordata; Actinopteri; Pleuronectiformes; Soleidae. Gene Ontology annotation, cellular component: plasma membrane; endoplasmic reticulum membrane; endoplasmic reticulum-plasma membrane contact site. The record is from RefSeq and is a predicted model, not a curated record. The transcript is spliced from 19 exons.